GCCCAGCUCGCCAGCGCCGAGAAGAGCAAGAAUCCGAAGGUGGCUCUCAUCAUGGCAAUCUUCGGGAGCAAUCGCGAUCAAGAAGUACAGCUGGCAGAAACGGCCCCGGGAGAGGUCUCCUUCGACGUUGGCACCAGCAUGCAGUCGGUGGAGGCGCAUGCAUUGGAAUUGCGGCGCAAGGUGCGCCCGGGGUGA
Symbiodinium sp. CCMP2456 is the source of this 195-nucleotide messenger RNA. The record is from the annotation of a GenBank genome assembly. Lineage: Eukaryota; Dinophyceae; Suessiales; Symbiodiniaceae.